AUGUUGGUCGUUCCCAAACUCGUUCCGAAGAUAUCAAAUAUGUUCCAGGUGGCAGGAUUAAUAUUAUCUUUUGGUUUGAUAUUGAGCACGUCGCUGAAUCACCAGCCGUUGCAGUCGGCUGUCGGGUUCUCCAUCUUAGGGUAUAUCGUGUCAAAUUACCUGAUACCCAGGGCUGCUCCGGUCUUCAUCAGAAAAGGCUUGAGCGGCAAAGAUUUGUCCAAGGUUGGAAACCCGGUUCUGGCCGAGGCAAUCGGAGUUAUCCCAGCUAUCACAUAUUUGUUUCUGAUGUUCCUCUUCAUCCCGUUUCUGUUCUUCAAGUUCUUGAUAACAGAGACCAGCGGAGGUGGCUCAAGGGAUUCGGGACACACUGUGUUGGAGGACGUGGGGUCGCUUUUUCCACAUAACAAACUGGCCUCCUAUCUUUCCUCGAUAUUGUGUCUCGAGAGUGUUAUUUUGCUUGGUCUCAUGGACGACCUGUUUGACCUGAGAUGGAGACACAAGUUUCUCAUUCCGGCUGUAGGGGCCAUUCCUCUUUUGAUAGUAUACUACAUCGACUUUGGAGUGACCUGGAUCCUUGUUCCUAAGUUUGUGAGGCAAUUGACGGGCUGGGAGCAGACCAGCAUUGAUUUGGGAUGGCUAUACUACGGCUACAUGGGUGCACUCAUAAUCUUCUGUCCCAACUCGGUCAACAUUCUUGCUGGUGUCAAUGGACUUGAAGUGGGUCAGACUGUGGUUUUGGGUGUUCUAGUUCUUCUGAACGAUUUGUGCUACUUGGUGAGCCCAGACUCUCCUGCUUUCGAGACCCAUCUCUACUCGGCAUGUAUGCUGAUACCCUUCCUUGGAGUUGCACUGAGUUUGCUCAAAUGGAACUGGUUUCCGGCAAAAGUGUUUGUAGGAGACACUUUCUGUUACUUUAGCGGUAUGGUCUUUGCGGUGGUCGGGAUCUCGAGCCACUUCUCAAAGACGUUACUGCUAUUUUUCAGCAUGCAGAUUGUCAAUUUUGUGUAUUCCUCGCCUCAGCUAUUUGGACUCGUGUUUUGCCCAAGACACAGAUUGCCCAAGUUCAAUUCCGAAGACGGGAAGCUAUAUCCAUCCCGUGCGAAUUUCAAGGAGAAACCUCUGAAAAAGUGGGUUGCCGCGGCCAUGCUGCUGCUGGAAAGGUUCAAGCUGGUGCAGCUGACGAAGAAGGAUGGGAUCAUUGAAGAAAGCUCUAACUUGACAAUCAUCAACCUGUUUCUGGUAUGGUUUGGUCCCAUGAGAGAGGACCAGCUCUGCAGCGCUCUGCUAUUUACCCAGUUUGCUGUUGGACUAGUGUGUCUGGUACUGAGACACACUCUGGCAUCCCUUCUGUUUGGUUACGACAAUUUGUUUUUGAAGUUUGUGUCAUAG
Molecule: messenger RNA, 1389 nt
Organism: Kuraishia capsulata CBS 1993
Lineage: Eukaryota; Fungi; Ascomycota; Pichiomycetes; Pichiales; Pichiaceae
Exons: 1
Coding region: 1-1389 (462 amino acids)
Biological process (GO): dolichol-linked oligosaccharide biosynthetic process; protein N-linked glycosylation
Cellular component (GO): membrane
Molecular function (GO): UDP-N-acetylglucosamine-dolichyl-phosphate N-acetylglucosaminephosphotransferase activity
Source: RefSeq, a predicted model, not a curated record